This is a messenger RNA of Dermatophagoides pteronyssinus (European house dust mite), 552 nucleotides long. RefSeq names its product probable histone chaperone ASF1A. Lineage: Eukaryota; Metazoa; Arthropoda; Arachnida; Sarcoptiformes; Pyroglyphidae. The record is from RefSeq and is a predicted model, not a curated record.
AUGUCGCUUGUUACAAUUACAAAUGCGGAAAUUAAGAACGCCAAUCCAAGUACUUUAUUCACGCCUUUCAUACUUGAGAUUACAUUUCGCUGUACAGAAGAUCUACAGGUCCCCUUGGUGUGGAAGCUGAUCUAUGUUGGAUCUCCUGAAUCAAAGGAAUAUGACCAAUUACUGGAACAAUUUGAAAUUGGACCAAUUCGCAAAGGUACUGUAAAAUUCAAUUUUCAAGCUGAAGCACCUAAUUUCAAGCUUGUUGAUAAAGAGUAUAUACAUGGCACAACGAUUUUACUGCUUGAAGUGAGUUAUAAAGGUCAAGAAUUUAUUAGAAUUGGAUGGUACAUACACAACGCAUAUACAGACCCAGUUCUUGAAGAUGAUCCACCGGAAGAAGUAAAUUUACAAUUAAUGCAAAGGUACAUUGUAGUUGAUCAACCAAGACUUACGAAAUUCAGUAUUGAUUGGAAUCCAGAAGAAGACAGAAAAAAAUAUAAGACGAUAGCAGACGAGCGCAACGAAAAUAUUGAAAACAAUAUUAAGUCAGACGAAUUAUAA